Messenger RNA from Hyposmocoma kahamanoa, 1179 nucleotides. RefSeq lists its product as uncharacterized. Bases 462 to 881 code for a protein of 139 amino acids. The transcript has 4 exons. The record is from RefSeq and is a predicted model, not a curated record. Lineage: Eukaryota; Metazoa; Arthropoda; Insecta; Lepidoptera; Cosmopterigidae.
AAUUAUAGAGAGUGGCUUUCAUUUCAGAGUAGCUACGCGCGCACUAGCCAGUUCAAUGCUGCCACUAACUUGACUCGCUUGGCGGACGCGCUGCGGGGACCCGCCCGUGAAGCGGUGGACGUACUUCUUGAUAAUACGCAGGAACCAGAUGAAGUUUUACGCGUACUUGAGCGAACUUACGCUCCACCGGAGCUAGUGAUCGCCCGAGAGGUCGCGGUACUUCGUUCAUUUCCUAAUGGGACCUAUCCAGAGCAACUUAAUCAUUUUGCAAAUAAGCUUUGUCUCAAAAAUGCGCACGCCCUCACGCGCUGUUGAGAGUUCUACCUGUAUUAGUGCGGGCGCUUCUGCUGAGUUUGAGAUCUACGCCCUGCUCGACGUUGACAGCACGGUGACUCUCAUCGACGCGGACGUCGCAAACCGAAUUGGUGCAGAGGAGUUGUCCAGAGAGUCCAUACGCUUAGAUGGUGUGGGUGGCAUGUCCAAGGCUUCAGGACGGUCUCCUGGUUUUGGAUUUGAGAAUUAAGGCACUGCCCAAUGAAGACGAACACACGAAGAACCGCAUCCUCCUCGACGAUCGCCAUCGCGUCAUAUGCCUAUUAAUCGCCAAUCUCCAUAACAAGGCUAGUCAUGGCUUUCACGAAUAUGUACUCAACGAUUUAAGAGAGCAUUUCUGGGUGCUACGAGGUCGGAGAGCUGCCAGAGCCGUGGCGGCAGAAUGUUUUGAACGCAAACGCCGUAAAAGCUCCCCACGAUGUCCACGCGACCUUCCUCCGGAGAGACUUCUUCAUCAUACAAGACCAUUUACCAACGUCUGCCUUGAUAACUUCGGCUUGUAUCGAUCGGCCGACGCUGUGAAAAGAGUGUCGCGAGACGAGAAUUAAUUGCACCUUCUGGACUCCCUAUUGAAACCUACUCUGCCGUCAACAAAACACAAUGAUGUUCGUACUCACGGCCGCCCCUUUCAUGGCUGGCGAAUUGGACGACAGCGAUCUGAAGCUAAGGUCAUUAUGGAAACAGCUUACUCUCAACAGGAUACCGUCCAGCCCAUCUGCGAAAAGCACUCCAUCGCUGUCAGUAGCACAGGUGAUAUUAUUGUAAUCGCUCACUUGCCGACAACACCUACCAGUUAUUUGCCACUAAUUAACCGUGCUCUGCACCAGGGCCCGGGAUGUUGGCAAC